AUGCAUAAAUAUAUCGACCGGAUCGUCAAUGAGGUGGGGGACAGUAAUUGCGGAUUCUGGGCCGUAUCGGCUUUGCUUGGUAAGGGAGAGGAUGCCCAUGAGCUUUUCCGUCAUGAUCUUAUCAAAGAAUUGGUGAACCAUAAAGACUCGUACACGCGGGUAUUUGGAGACGAAACCAAAUUUGAAUCGGUAAACGAGACUCUUGUUCCUUGGGGUGGUGCUUACGCACCGGUUUCGCAUUGGAUAAGAUUCCCGGACAUGGGGCAUCUUAUUGCAUCCGCAUAUGACAUCGUAUGCAUUGACUUGACGCGUUGCGGUUUUUCAGAAACCUUUUUUUCGCUCCGCACGACACCUCCUACAAAUCUAAUUGAUCGUAUUAUAUGUGUUAGAUGGCUCGCCAAAUCGCGUCAUUUUGUACAAGUUUACUUGAAACCGGGAUGCCCCAUACCACCUACUUCACCGAAAUGGACACUUUAUCACACCGAAUUUGCCGAUACGUGGCCAGACCGUUUUGUGGAUAGGAUGCACGCUUUUGAAAGGUUGAACAACACCGAGAAGGAAUCGAACGCCAAAAAGUCAAGAUUAGAACCUCCAAUAGAUUUAGUCAGUGAUAGCUCUUUUGAUGUAUUUAUGUAG
Messenger RNA from Vicia villosa (hairy vetch), 636 nucleotides. RefSeq lists its product as uncharacterized. NCBI's taxonomy places the organism in Eukaryota, Viridiplantae, Streptophyta, Magnoliopsida, Fabales, Fabaceae. The record is from RefSeq and is a predicted model, not a curated record. The coding region runs from base 1 to 636 and encodes 211 amino acids. The transcript has a single exon.